Molecule: messenger RNA, 630 nt
Organism: Macroventuria anomochaeta
Lineage: Eukaryota; Fungi; Ascomycota; Dothideomycetes; Pleosporales; Didymellaceae
Product: WD40 repeat-like protein
Exons: 1
Coding region: 1-630 (209 amino acids)
Molecular function (GO): protein binding
Source: RefSeq, a predicted model, not a curated record
AUGCGGGCGCCUGCGCCUCAAGCAGCCUUCCUUAGCGAAGCUUCUUCUGGCUUCACAGCAGACGACAAGCGCCUCGUCCGCGAUCUGAAGCCGUUGGAGAUAGUCCGACUGGCAUCGGCUUCGGAUGACGAGACGGUGCGGGUGUGGGAUGCAAAGACUGGACAGCCGGUACACACUCUUAACUUCUCAAGGAAUAUUGUAAGGCCGACGCACAUACUCAACGACCAUAUCGACAGGUACAGUAGCGUGGCCUUCUCAGCGGCAGGAGAUCGAUUGGCAUUGGCUUCGUGGGAUAAGACGGUGCGAGUGUGGGAUGCUAAGACUGGACAGCCGCUGCACACGCUUGAGCUUACAAACCGGGUCCGCAAAGUGGCCUUCUCAAGGGAUGGAGCGCACCUGAAAACGAGUCGCGGGUCCAUGUUGCUUCCGCUAGCAACUCUGUCUACGUCUACUUUUCCUCCUAAGUCUUCUGUAGAGCGCAUCUUUGUGGGGCAUAGUUGGUUGACGGUAAACUCACAAGAUACGCUUUGGAUACCUGCUGACUGCCGGCCCAGCCAUACUGAUGUUCACAGCUGUCGGGUUGCGUUCGGGUACACCUCUGGGAGGGUGUUACUGCUCGAGUUGUGGUAA